Molecule: messenger RNA, 2166 nt
Organism: Cornus florida
Lineage: Eukaryota; Viridiplantae; Streptophyta; Magnoliopsida; Cornales; Cornaceae
Product: indole-3-acetic acid-amido synthetase GH3.10
Exons: 4
Coding region: 237-2015 (592 amino acids)
Cellular component (GO): cytoplasm
Molecular function (GO): acid-amino acid ligase activity
Source: RefSeq, a predicted model, not a curated record
UCAAUAUAAAAUCGUACCAAUACUGUCACUGAAAAAUUAGAAGAGUUCUUGAGCUAGGACAAAUCGUGAGAUAAAUUACAGAGAGAUAGCAUAUAUAUAUACUUACACAGCAUGUGGGCUCCUUUGAUUCUUGUCUAUAUAUGAAGACAGAUAGAGAUAGAGAUAAGAGAGAGAGUAUUUAGCAUUAUUUGUGCAACUUCUAUAUAUCAUUACAGCACCAUUUACUAGCUAGCCUAAUGGAGAGUGAUAAGAGCAAUGGAGAGUGUCAUGACAUUGUCAAUUGGUUCGAAGAUGUGGCGGAGAACGCCGGCGCAGUCCAGACACGUACGCUUCGCCGGAUUCUUGAACUGAACUCCGGCGCGGAGUACCUCAAGAAAUGGUUUGGAGGGAUGGCUAUUGAAGAGUUGGAUGAGAGUGCAUUGGAAUCGCUUUACACCUCUUUAGUCCCUCUUGCCUCCCAUGCAGAUUUGGAGCCUUGCAUUCAGAGAAUUGCUAAUGGGGACAAAUCUCCUUUGCUCACUCAACAACCCAUCACCACUCUCUCACUAAGUUCCGGAACCACAGAAGGAAGACAGAAGUACGUACCCUUUACCCAUCAUAGCUCCAACACCACUCUUCAAAUUUUCAGAUUGGCAGCAGCUUAUAGAUCAAGGGUUUACCCAAUAAGGGAAGGAGGAAGGAUCCUGGAGUUCAUAUACAGCAGCAAACAGUUCAAAACGAAGGGAGGUUUAACAGCAGGAACAGCCACAACCCACUAUUUUGCAAGUGAAGAGUUCAAGAUCAAACAGGAAAAAACCAAGUCAUUCACUUGCAGCCCCGAGGAGGUCAUUUCAAGUGGUGACUACAAACAAUCCACAUACUGUCACCUCCUCCUUGGCCUCUUCUUCUCUGAUCAAGUAGAGUUCGUAACGUCGACAUUCGCUUACAGCAUAGUCCAGGCAUUUCGGUCAUUCGAAGAGCUCUGGAAAGAGAUAUGCAAUGACAUUAGACAAGGCACUCUUAGCCCAAAAAUCACCUUGCCAAAGAUGAGAAAAUCUGUGUUGGACAUCAUCACACCAAACCCAUGUUUGGCUUCGAGGAUCGAAGAUUGUUGUGAGGAGUUGAAGGAUCUAGACUGGUUUGGUCUAGUUCCUAAACUAUGGCCAAAUGUGAAGUAUGUGUACUCUAUAAUGACCGGAUCAAUGCAACCAUACUUGAAAAAACUAAGGCAUUACGCCUUGAAUUUGCCGUUAGUGAGCGCGGACUAUGGAUCCACAGAGGGUUGGAUUGGGGUGAAUGUGGAUCCUUCUUCUCCACCGGAGAAUGUUACUUUCGCAGUUGUACCCACAUUUUCUUACUUCGAGUUCAUACCACUUCACAGACAGAGGCAAGAGUACUGCCUUAAUUCAGCCACAGAUGACUACUUAGAAGAUGAACCAGUACCACUGUCUCAAGUCAAGGUUGGACAAGAGUAUGAGAUUGUCCUAACUACUUUUACAGGGCUUUAUAGGUAUAGAUUAGGAGAUGUGGUGGAGGUGGCUGAUUUUUACAAAGGAACUCCAAAACUGAACUUUAUAUGCAGAAGGAAGCUAAUUUUAACUGUAAACAUAGACAAGAACACAGAAAAAGACCUGCAGUUUGUGGUGGAGAGGGGAUCGCAGAUACUGAGCAAGGCGAGAGGCGAGCUAGUCGAUUUCACGAGCCAUGCUGACAUUGAGAAGCAACCUGGUCACUACAUAAUUUACUGGGAGAUCAAAGGGGAAGUGGAGGAGAGGGUUCUGAGUGAAUGCUGCAGGGAAAUGGAUGCAUCUUUCGUCGAUCAGGGAUACAUUGUGUCGAGGAGAACCAACUCAGUUGGGCCUCUGGAGCUUUGCAUUCUGGAGAGAGGGACUUUUAAGAAGAUUUUGGAGUACUACAUAGGAAAUGGGGCAGCAAUGAGCCAGUUCAAGACACCUAGGUGCACCAACAAUCAAGUCCUGUUGAGAAUUCUCAAUGUCUGCACCAUUAAGAGGUUCCAUAGCACAGCAUAUGGAUGAAAAUGAGAAACUUUGGGAAUAUGUUUUAUUUUUUUUUUUAUUACUAUUUUUUUUCUUUCCUAAAGGUAGUAUGUUUAAUUGUGGCAUUAAACAUUUUAAACCAAGAACAUUGUAGUUCUCAAAUGAAAGCAAAAGAAAAUUGACAUCCAAA